Apus apus (common swift) is the source of this 1047-nucleotide messenger RNA. Its product is annotated as ADP-ribosylation factor 5. Gene Ontology annotation, cellular component: plasma membrane; cytoplasm. Gene Ontology annotation, molecular function: GTPase activity; GTP binding. The transcript is spliced from 6 exons. NCBI's taxonomy places the organism in Eukaryota, Metazoa, Chordata, Aves, Apodiformes, Apodidae. The coding region runs from base 74 to 616 and encodes 180 amino acids. Gene Ontology annotation, biological process: intracellular protein transport; vesicle-mediated transport. The record is from RefSeq and is a predicted model, not a curated record.
CCUCCCGGUCCGUCCCGGUCCGUCCCGGUCCCUCCCGGUCCCUCCCGUCCCUCCCGUCCCUCCCGCCGCCGCCAUGGGUCUCACGGUCUCCGCCAUCUUCUCCCGCAUCUUCGGCAAGAAGCAGAUGCGAAUCCUGAUGGUGGGGCUGGACGCUGCCGGCAAGACCACCAUCCUCUACAAGCUGAAGCUGGGUGAGAUCGUCACCACCAUCCCCACCAUCGGGUUCAACGUGGAGACCGUGGAGUACAAGAACAUCUGCUUCACCGUGUGGGACGUGGGUGGCCAGGACAAGAUCCGGCCCCUCUGGAGACACUACUUCCAGAACACACAGGGUCUCAUCUUCGUGGUGGACAGCAACGACCGGGAGCGAGUGCAGGAAUCAGCUGAGGAGCUGCAGAAGAUGCUGCAGGAGGACGAGCUGCGUGACGCUGUCCUGCUGGUGUUCGCCAACAAGCAGGACAUGCCCAACGCCAUGGCCGUCAGCGAGCUGACCGACCGGCUGGGGCUGCAGGCGCUGCGCAGCAGGACCUGGUACGUGCAGGCAACGUGUGCCACCCAGGGCACGGGGCUCUACGAUGGGCUGGACUGGUUGUCCCACGAGCUCUCCAAGCGUUAGCGGGGCCGGACGAGCCGGGAACGUCUCCUCCCAGUUGGGUUCUCCCGGUUUUCCCGCGGGGGGAGGCGUCCGUGCCUCCCUGCCCCGAGCGGCCUCCUCUCCAGGUGUUCAUCUGGCAGGACUUGAACCUCAAGGACUCUUUGGGCAGCUCCGUCCCCUGGUCUCCUGCCUCGGCCCCCAGCGCUGCGUGCUGGCCGCCCUUCCCCACCUGCAUGUGUCGUGGAUGUCCCCAAGUGUCCCCCACUCCUGGCCUGGAGCUGGUGCUGGGGGCUGAGGGGGGCUGGGAAGGGACAGGAAGGAUCCUCCUUUUUCUCCUUCCCUAAACUUGCUGGUUUCCCCCCCCCCCCCCCCUCUCUCUCCGGGAGGGCCCGUGUGGCUGCGUAACCUGCUGUUGUACCUCUGGUCAUUAAAUGCCACCACUUUGUACCCUC